UGUCGACCUCACUUCGUUUUUCUUAUGCGAGCAACAACACAUGACUGACGUCGACGAGCAGGCGAGGCUUGUAUGCGAAGCCGCAGAAACAGGAAAUAUUGCUAUUUUGGAAGAGCUAGUCCGUCAGUGUCGAAGGAAAUUUCCUCCUGAUGUAUUUUGUACCAUGUUCGGUCCAAGAAAGGACGCCGACGGCCGUACGUGCACUCCACUCGUCUCCAGCGCUAAAAGCAAUCACUUGAAAGUUGUUGAGUUUCUUGUGAAAAGCUGUGGUGUCGAUGUAGAAGCGACGGGCACGGUGAGGUUUAGCGGUGAUGUCGAAGAUAUUCAAGGAGCACCACCUUUAUGGACUGCAGCCACGGCGGGUCAUUUGCCGGUGGUUCAGUUUCUGGUCGAGGCUGGCGCUCGUAUCAAUCACGCGACGGCAACGGAAUCUACACCUCUUAGAGGAGCGUGCUUUGACGGUCACCUGGAGGUUGUACGGUAUUUGCUGCAACAGAAGGCGAAUAUUGAUGCGCCAAACAACUGCGGUCAAACCCCUCUUAUGGUGGCUGCUGGACGAGGUCAUCUGCCGCUCGUCAAAUUUUUGUUAGACCAUGGAGCAGACAGUAACAAGAAAACCAAGGAGGGGUAUUCCGUAUUGCACAUUGUGGCAUCGGCCGAACGGGGCACUACUGAAAUUCUGAAAUGUCUUGAACGAGCUGGUGCCAGGCCUGAGCUAACACAUGAUGGUUGGACUGUUGGCUUUCUUGCUGCUACAGCUGGCCACGAGUCGAUGGUGGAAUACAUUGUGCACAAACCAGAAACACCAAUUAGGGAAAGAGCUGAAAUUCUUGAACUGUGUGGCUCUGUGUUGUUUGACAAGAGUAAUUUAGUCUCAUCGGCUAUGCAGAUGUGGCAGCGAGCCAUGGCAAUUCGCUGUGAGCACAAUCUUCUACUUACUUUGGAUCAAGUUCUUGCUCCAAUGAAGGCAUAUGAUUACAAGCAAGAGGCACUGACACCCAGUGAUCUUGUAGCACUGCAGAGCGACCGACAUUCUCUUGAAAUGCACUCCCUACUUGCUCGUGAAAGAAUCAUUGGAGAGAGGCGCUCUACUGCCUUUUACAUUCGCCGCCGUGGUUUACGUUAUAGUUCAGCUCGUUGCUAUGAGUGGACUAUGAAUCUGUGGCUUCAUGCUUUGGAGAUGCACAAAAGAAUUGUGAAACCUGGUGAUCCGGAUUUGAGGGCAAUACUUCUCAACUGCACAAAUACUUUUAAAGAUAUGAUUGCACACAAGUACCAUCCCAGUAUGAAGGUCUUUUUUAAAUGGGGUUUGGAUGAUGUCAUCCAGUCUCAACCUGAAACUGAGCAUCGAUCAAAAAUGAUGUCAAUAUUGCUAAAUUUCUUGGGUGUGUGGUUAGACACUGAUUGUAAUGAGCUGGGUAGUGAAUGGUGUGAGAGGGCAGCUCUCAUAAAGCGUCUUGUAGAGGCCGACAUUAGAGAUAGGCAAGGCCAUUCAUUUCUUCACCUGGCAUGCAGUAACACAACGGCUGAGGGCAACUACUAUAAACUGUGUGAAUUCCCUAAUCUCGGUGUAGUUUCAUCUCUUCUGCAAUGUGGAGCUGAUCCAAAUGUGAUCAACUUAUCAAAGGAAACUCCGUUGCACUGUUUUGCUAAGUCAUUGCAAUUUUCUGGUACCCUGGAAAACACAGUUGACUGUAUCUUGAGUCAACUAGUCUCAUUUGGAGCUAUGACAAGCUGCAGAGACAAGGAGAAGCGCACUGCUCUUUCUGUUCUUCUAGACAGUGAAGGAGAUGUUGGAAACUUGGUGUCAUCACACAUAGUGGUUGCAUUUAGAAGUAUUUCUCAUCAAGCACUUUGCCUUCAAUCUUUGGCAGCAUCUGCAAUUGUAGAUUAUGGUAUUAGUUAUGAAUUUGUUCUACCUGUUGGUUUGAAGCAAUAUGUUGACUUGCACUAAUAGUAUUGAUUAUUGGUUUUCAAUUUUGUAUGAGGGUGAUGUAUCAGUGUUCAUGGUGAAUGUAUUUCUCUUUACAUGUUC
Messenger RNA from Corticium candelabrum, 2035 nucleotides. Its product is annotated as protein fem-1 homolog C-like. NCBI's taxonomy places the organism in Eukaryota, Metazoa, Porifera, Homoscleromorpha, Homosclerophorida, Plakinidae. The transcript has 2 exons. Gene Ontology annotation, molecular function: protein binding. The record is from RefSeq and is a predicted model, not a curated record. Bases 41 to 1954 code for a protein of 637 amino acids.